Messenger RNA from Triticum dicoccoides, 922 nucleotides. RefSeq names its product putative RING-H2 finger protein ATL71. The coding region runs from base 415 to 846 and encodes 143 amino acids. NCBI's taxonomy places the organism in Eukaryota, Viridiplantae, Streptophyta, Magnoliopsida, Poales, Poaceae. The record is from RefSeq and is a predicted model, not a curated record. The transcript has a single exon.
UUCGCGCACCCUGCUCAACACGUCUGAACUCGAUCGAUCAGCAGGCCCGAGUUGACCCGCCGGCGGCGUGCCCCGCGCGACCGCGGCCCCUCGGGCGGCCGCGAGCCGUUCCCAUUCCUGAAUAAAGAAAGAGGAGGAAGAGAAGCCGAGUUCCUCGAAUGGUAAGCAGGCGUUGACCAGAGCAGAGUGGAUCACAUCGCCACCGCCACCACCACCGCCUGAUGAUUGCUCGAAAGAUAAACACAUCCCAUCCGAUCAGAUAGCUUAUAAUCUUCCAUACUGAUGCGGAGACUGAUUAGCGGCCGUUGACUUUGCUUGGCGCGCGCGGCGGGCCUCGGGCUCGGCUCAGCUCAUCUCGCUCGCCGGAGUCUGGGCGAGGACGGACGCCGGGGCCGGGGGGCGGGGGCAUGUGAAAUGGCGGCGCUGGAGAUCGCCUUCGCCGCCAUCAGCGUCGCGGCCAUCAUCGCCAUUGCCUACUUCCUCCACACGUGCUCGCGGGAGGCCACGCCCGUGCCGAUGCCGAUGCCGCCCGGCGCGGAGGAGACGGCGGCCGCCGCCGGCGACGUCGAGCUGCAGCAGGCGGGGAUGGACGAGGCCGCGAUCAGCGCGCUGCCCAAGGUGGUGGUGCACGCGAGCGGCGGGGAAGCGUCCUCGUCGUCCACGAGCUGUGCGGUGUGCCUGGGCGAGUACGACCGGGGGGACGUGCUGCGGGUGCUGCCGGACUGCGCGCACUCGUUCCACCGGCCGUGCGUCGACCAGUGGCUGCGCCUUCGCCCCAGCUGCCCCGUCUGCCGCACGCCGCCGUCCACGCCGGCGCCGGCAGCCGCCUCGCCGAGCCAAACGUGAUCUCUUCUUCUUUAUUCUGAAACUCUCGAGAUGUAAAUCAAAGUGCAUGUAUAGUUCUGUAUACUUCACUCAAAUA